Molecule: messenger RNA, 6024 nt
Organism: Patella vulgata (common limpet)
Lineage: Eukaryota; Metazoa; Mollusca; Gastropoda; Patellidae
Product: E3 ubiquitin-protein ligase RNF13
Exons: 12
Coding region: 148-1479 (443 amino acids)
Cellular component (GO): nucleoplasm; cytoplasm
Molecular function (GO): zinc ion binding
Source: RefSeq, a predicted model, not a curated record
CAUGAUUUAUUUUUAGAAGCGGCCAUGUUUUGGUCAAUGUUAUUGUUUAUUUAGCAAGAAUUUGUACCUGAAAAAUGGUUUAAUUAACUAGAUUAAGGAAUAAUCAAUCGUUAAUUAGUUCGCGGGUAAAAGGUGUCGGUUAUAAAGAUGGAAAGUUCAAUACCAGGUCAUGUAACAGUUUUGUAUCUGUUUACUAUAGUCAAUCUUAUAGCAUUAUUCCAUGUUAGUUUGGUUAAUGCAGAAAUAACAGUCGUGGAUACUGUAAAGAAUAUUACAGUAGCAACGUAUGAUGACAUGCCAGCCAUUUUUGGAGACCGUCUACCUGAUGAAGGCAUAAAUGGGAGAUUGGUAUAUGUUAAACCCCAUAAUGCCUGUACCAUUGUAGAAAAACCACCAAAGCAAAUGCAUUUAAUGGUUAAAUGGAUUGCAUUAAUUGCAAGGGAGGGAUGUGAUUUUGCUGAAAAGGUGUUACAUGCACAAGAUGCAGGUUUUGAUGUAGCUAUUGUAUUUAAUAAAAAAGGUGAUGAACAUUUGGUACCUAUGAGCGGAGGAACUUAUGGAACUCGAGUAUCAAUACCUUCAGUAUUUGUUGGUUACAGUACUGGCAAAGACAUGGCAGAUAAUUUUGAUUAUCGAAAGAAUAAUAUAUUAAUAACCAUGGAUGGUGGAAUACCAUUACCCAAUUAUAAAGUUUAUCUGUGGCCAUUUGCUAUUGUUGUUGGUACAUGUUUUUGUUUAAUGGUUAUUUUUAUGAUAGCUAAAUGGUGCCGUGAUAGACGUAGGAGAAAUCGAUCAAGGCUUUCUACUAAACAUCUAAAAAAGAUUCCUAUUAAGAAAUUUAAGAAAGGUGAUAAUUAUGAUGUUUGUGCCAUUUGUUUAGAUGAUUAUGAAGAAGGCGAUAAAUUGAGAAUUUUACCUUGUUCACAUGCCUAUCAUCGGAAAUGUAUCGACCCCUGGUUGACAAAAAACAGAAAGACCUGUCCUAUCUGUAAAAGACGAGUCAUACCAGGUGAAGAAAAUGAAUCAGACAGCGAUUCUGAUGAGGAUGGUGGGAGCACAAGUCAUGCCGAACCAACAGAAAGAACACCAUUAUUAGCCACACAACCAGCGGUAUCUGCCUCAACUCCUCGAACUUCCACUUUUGAUAAUUCAGGGUUACCAGAAUCUGUACGAGCAGAAGUUACAGGUUUACAACAAGUUGUAGAAAGCUCAGAAGAUUCUGAUGGUUCUGUACAGGGUGCUGUGGGUGGUAUGUCGGUACAAGUUGAGGAUAAACACCCAGUUAAAAACCAUUCUGGUAGCUCAUCAGGGGGAAGUAACACUUCAUUAGCAUCCAGAAACGAUAAUUCUUUAGCAAGUGCAGGUAACCCAACACCUCCCAGAUCUACAACAGGUCAGUCUAACACAGCCUUCAGAGAGGAAGAUGAAGUGAGUUUUGUGAAAGAAGACAAAAAAUUGAAACUGAAUCAAGUUGUUUAGUGACAAGAUUUAAUGGUUUUUUACUUCCAUAUUUUAAAUAGAUUUUUAAUUACGAUAUUUUUGAUUAAAAAAAAAUUACUAUAGGAGCUUUUACAGGUUUCCCUUUUUACUGGCCUUUUCUCUGACAGAAAAUUAUAUAGGCCAUUAUAUGGUAUUGAGUGAAAGUACCCUUGUACCAAUAGCUUGUAUUGCUUAAAAUGGACCUGAUAACUGUUUCCAUUUGCACGAAAGGUUUACUGAAAAAUACCAAAAAUUGAUAUUUAUGAGACUGUUUGUGUUUUAUACACCCACAUUUUUAUUUGGACGUAUUAUGUUGUUCGGCUGUCCGUCCGGACGUGCAUUUACAUUUGUGUGUGGACACUUUACCUACAGGCCACAAUAUUUAUCCGAUUUUGACGAAACUUGAAAUAUAUGUUAUAUCCUAAAGGUCUUGGUUUCUUUUGACCUAGAGAUGCAACAACUCUGCUUCUAAUUAAAGUAGAAUGUUCAGACCCGAUUUACAUGUUCGUUCGGUGAAUGUCUUGACUGAUUUCGAUGAACUAGAACUUACUAGAAGCCAAUCAAAUUUUGAUUUUUUUGUGAUAACUAAUUAAUAAUUAGUCAACUUAGCUGCUGUAGUCGUACAUUAUUGUUUUUUUUUUGUUUUUUUGUGGCAACCUUUCUUUCUAUAAAAAUGUUUUGUAUGGCGAAAUGAAAAACAAAAAUUUCUUGCUGAAAGUGCUACUACUUAGGCAAAGUUUUUGAUUUUGAUUAUUUUUUUCAGAGUUCUGCUUACAUACUUUUGCUUUCCAUUUGUACAUAUUUGAGAAAUUAUAAAGUUAUAAACAAUUAUUAAUAUUAUUUAUAUUUACAUGGAGAGAUUAAUAUAUCUGAAUUUUUUUAUGUCAUGAUUGUUCACAUGUUAUAUAUAUUUUUUUUUUUUGUCAAUUCGCUCAUUGAUUGUAAAGAAGGUAAUGUAGUGUUCCAAAUGGAGCAGUGUCUAUAAGGCCACACCUAUUUGAUCUUUCGUUUGUCAGAUUUCCGGAACAUAAUUAUGGUCAUUGUACUUCUUUUAUUUAAAAAAAAAUAAAUACUAUCACACUCCUAAUCACAAACAGCUGCUUUUCAUUUCAAAGGUUUUAAAAAUAAAUUAAAACUAGAAUUGUCCUAGAAACAGGUUUAAAAAACCGGCAGACCAGACAUAAACUACACAGACAACUAGUUGAUAUUAAAGGUGCUGUUCCAUACUUGCUCACAUCUAAAAUUUUUAAAGGUUGCACACAACUGUUGUUUACAAACCGAUUUUGAUACAAUUUCCAAUUGGCGUACUUUAUCAUUUGGCAUCGAUGUUUGACAUGAUUUCAAAGUAUUUGCACUUUUAUUAGUUUUAAAAAAAUAAAAAAUUAUGACGUCACUAUAAAAACAAUCUAGGUCAAACAUCAAAAUGCUAUGAUCUCAUUUUCUAAAGGGAGAUAAUCAGAACUUUCUGUUAAUAUAUUUGGCUUACUACCUAUUUCAUUUGUAAGUUUUAAGUCUAUAUUUUGAAAAAUAAAAAAAAGUUAGUUUAAAAUUUUAACAAUUUAAAGCUUAUAAUUAGGUCAUGCACUGUAGAGACAUUUCUUUAGACAAAACUUGUGAAAUAAAAACUAUUACCAAUUGGUGAAAACUGCUUUUCAGUCUAAAAAUGUUUCAUUGAAUGUCAAAAAUUGUCUAUGAUGUCAUUUCCUGCAGCCAUUGAGCUAUUGAUCUAAAUUGAGCUAUUAGAUGUUCAAGCCCUCCAUAUCAUCGCCCUCUUUUAAUAAUACUACCCUUGUAAAAUCAGGAAAUGCGAUGCCCUUGGUCUUUAGUAUACUGACAACAAGCAAAUUUUUGUGUAUGUUUCCAUUGUGGUGAAUCAGUUUACAGCAAACUUUGGCCGAGUUGAGUCGCUGAAUUCAUCAGAACGUGCCUAUUUUUGUACUGGUUCUGGUUUCCAGGAAAGAAUAGCAAACAACUCUCAAAACCCCACAGAAUUUGGUUUUGUUACCAAAUGACAAAUGAGUCUCUUCUAUUGUUUUUUUGUUGAUUUAUUAAAAGUUUAAUUUAAAGUGGUGUGGUUUAUAUCUGAUUCAAUGAUGGGGUAUUAAUAUACUGUUUGAAGCACAGGACCGAUCAAUUAUCUUGAAAUUAAUUUUUUUAUUAUUAUUAAAAUUAACCUGGUGGCUCUCUUGCUCCUUUAUUUUAAAUUUAAAAAUUUUAAUUAAAAAAAAAUUCGCUCGCUGAAAAUCCAGACAAACAAAACAUCAAAUUGGUGUGGCCUAAACAAACCAACUCUUAAUAAAUUAAUGGCAAAUAACGUUUUAUAAAAUUUCCAUAAUUAAUCAGGUGAUAGGUAUUUAACCAACCAAAUACCAUGCCUAAAUUUGGGAAUUGUUAUUUAAAAUAUGAAUACAGUGCUACCAGUGCAUUUAAAUAAUGUUCACAUUCCCAUAUAGAUAGUACAGUCUUUUUCACAUAUUCCUGAAAAUUCACAGAUUUAUUUUUAUAUGCCCUCGGAAAAAAAGAGUGUAAAGUAGGCCAUAAAGAAGAAGGAAAAUGUUCCGACUUUUUGGAUUGAUAUUUUCAAAUUGGAUGUUGUGUUUGAGUUAGGGUUUGAUAACAGUAUUUGAUGGUUUGGGUGAAAUUCAUUUCCUAUUCUAACUUUAAUUCCAAAUUUCUUUCUCCAGGAAUUUGAACUAGACUUUUGUAUUAUGUUUUUCGGAAGGAAUGCCAAACAUUGUUAUAUUUUGUAUAUUAAUUAUCAAAAUGACAUUUAUUCACGUGGAGAGUUCAUAUUCAUCUUAUGGACAUUUACAUGUAUCCAAAACCUUUUUAAAAAAUGACCCUGUAGAACAAGAAUAUUAUUUGUUAAUUAAUGCUUUUGAUGAUUCUCCUUACAAGAUGAUUGUUAUUAGAUAACUUGGGCCUUAUGCAGCAUUUUCAUUGGCUAAGAGCUUAAAUCUUUGCUAUAAUUUCAAUCUGAUUAAAAUACAGAUCUAUAUUUCGUUUCAUUUUUUUUAUACUUUCCAUGGCCUACACUACAUGAAGAUCUGACCAGUUGUUUUGGGAGUUCGCAUCAGAGGUCAUUUGAGUGGCUUUUGACCCUAUGACAUUAGACAUUUGAUUAACCAAUCAGCAUUGAUGUUUCUAGUCGAUUACCCACAGUUUGGUGCAUCUCAUGCCAAAAGCUCGCCGUAACAGACCGUUUCAUUGCCUAAUCCCUCACAUCAUCCAGAACAUGUCAAUGAUAACAACUCUUCUAGAUCCUAGUGUAGUAAAGACAUGUAAAAACUAUAAAAAACAAAACUAAACGGGAUCUGUGUUUUAAUCAGAUUGUUAUAAUUUUAGUUCCCCACCAAUGAAUCAUUAGUAUUCUUAAAAUAUUUUAAUCUAGUCUAAAAACAUUUUAACUUGUAAAAUAUUUUACAGAAAAUGAUCUGCUGGAAAAAUAUAUUCUUCUUUGGAUCAAACUGUAUUGGAAUAAAAAUAGAUUAUAAAUUCCAUUCUAACAUGUAAAUGAAUAUAAAGAUAUGGUUAAAAUACUUCAGAAUCUAAUAAAUCUCUUUUUUACUCUGAUAUAAAUAGUUUUGAGAUAAUUUCCCUAUUAGAAUUUGUUAAUUUGUUGGAGAAAUUUUGAAAAAAGUAACCCAAGAAUUAAAUGCUUUAAUAUUUUGAUAAUUUACAAAAUUUGCCAAUCGUAUACAAAUUGGUAGUUCCCGUAAAUGUUGCUUUCCUGGCAAAAUUCUACCCCAAGCAAGGCACCUGUAACUAUUGACAUAAAAAUUACCAUUUUAUGUUAGUCUCAUAUUCAAUAAAUUCUUUAUUUUUUUCCACACUGACUGAGUGUGUAUAUAUUUUUUGUUGUAUUGGUAGUAAACACACAAAAAUCUCUUAUAAUAUUUAUGAUACCCACUUUCCAUUGAUAUUUUCAAUAAAGCACCAAAAUGAAACAUCUUCAUUAUCAGGUUCAGAGAGUGUGUCAGAUCAAAUGGGAUACUGAGAAUAGAUUGCACAUGUAUAGGACCCAAAUUAAAAAAUGUUGAUUUAAAAUUAUCUACCUGUAAAUGAUGAUAGUGAUACUACAACAUAGUGGAUAUGAUAGUAUGUUUAGGCCCGGAUUAAUGGGGGGGCUGACUGGUCUGCAACCAGCCCCACCCCCCAAUAUUAAAAGGGCCCGAAAAACAUUUGGUAAACCUAUCUAUCAUAGUGACCUACAAAUUACUUUUGUGUGAUUGUGGUGGGAAAUGAUCAGAAUAUUAUGCCCCCUUUUCACUGUCAAUACAAGGUCCAAAUGACAUUUUCAGACAGGGGCCCCCAUGCAGGCUUAAUCCCGCCCUGUUAAUGUGACUAUGGUGAUUUUUAUGUUGUUGUUGCAUAGUGAUAUUAAUAUUGCAGAAAUUGCUACUAUGAGGUAUGUGUUGGCAACCAUGUAUUGCUGUAUAUAUAAGAAUGUUAUUACAUUAGUAUUUGUAUGAAGAUAUUACCAUGGUGAUGAUUAUUUUGUAUAUUGUAAUAUAGAUAUAUAGAUAAUAUAUUCAAUGAUUAUUA